GAAUAUAAUACAAUUUUUCUAGCAGAGAAGAAAUACCCAAAAUAACAGAUCCAAUUGUUCUCAAGAUCGCAUCCGAAUCAUAAUAUAUAGCAUGAUCAAAGAGAAGACCAGUUCAUGUGUUCAUCCUUCCGAUGGUGUUAUGGCAGAAUCCGAUAAGGAAGUGGAGCUUGGAGCAACAAAAGCAAAGCUGGAUAAAGUAAAAGAAGAAAACGAGAAGUUAAAGCUCUUACUCUCUACGGUCCUUGCAGAAUACAGCUCUCUUCAAAUGCAUGUCUCCAAUGUUAUCCGACAGCAACAUGAAGCUUCUAUGAAGCUAGACGGUAAUAAUGGUCACGAGGAUUUGGAUGUAGAUAUAUCUCUUAGGCUUGGAAGAUCAGAGCAGAAAAUAUCCAAGAAAGAGGAAGAAGUAAAGAAAAUUAUUGCGGAAAAUAUUUCUAUUGAGAAAAAGAAAGGGUCGGAAAAGAAAAGAUCGGCAUCUGGUUUAGGAUUCCGGAUUCAAAAUUUUGAAGAUCCGAAUACCAUGAAGUUAGAUUAUCUUUUUAGAGAGGUUAAGAAUAAAGACGUGGAAAAUACAUGUUUAUCUUCCAGGAAAGAUUUCAAGACAGCCAGAAAUGAAGAUCAUCAUGAGGUUUUGGAAGGACAUGAGCAACCAGGUCUAAAGAAAACUAGGGUUUGUGUGAAAGCCCCAUGUGACGACCCAUCAAUAAACGACGGUUGCCAAUGGAGGAAAUAUGGUCAAAAGACUGCAAAAACGAAUCCUCUUCCACGAUCCUAUUACCGGUGCUCCAUGUCCUCAAACUGUCCAGUCAGAAAACAGGUGCAGAGAUGCGGGGAAGAUGAUACAUCUGCUUAUAUGACGACAUACGAAGGAAACCACGACCAUCCUCUUCCCAUAGAAGCAACUCAUAUGGCUGCUGGAACUUCUGCUGCCGCCUCCUUACUACAAACUGGCUCCUCCUCUUCCUCGAGCUUAAGCCAUUUCUUUCCUUUUCACCACUUCUCUGUCUCCACCACCAAUUCCCACCCCACUGUAACACUUGACCUCACACAACCAAACUAUGAUCCCAAUCAAUUACCAAACUACCCUCUUUCUUCUUCCUCUCUCAGCUUCUCCUCCUCUGCUCGUCCAUCUUCCUCGAAAAGUCACACAUUGAGCUUCAGUGGUUUGAAAUCACAAGCUCCCUUUAAUACAUAUUCAAAUUUAUCACAUAAAACCAGACUUUCUGGACAGCAGUGACUUUGUAUAUUGGUUUAGAUACAUGUUUUUUGGUCAUGUUUUAAAUUGUUUUAGGCAUCACGGACUUCCAACUCGAAACAAAUAGCACUGAGUGGAGAAAUCCUUGUCAUUUGUACACAAUACUAAAAUUAUCUUUUUGUGAGAUCUUCUAACAGUUUCUUCAA
Molecule: messenger RNA, 1401 nt
Organism: Raphanus sativus (radish)
Lineage: Eukaryota; Viridiplantae; Streptophyta; Magnoliopsida; Brassicales; Brassicaceae
Product: probable WRKY transcription factor 36
Exons: 4
Coding region: 92-1237 (381 amino acids)
Biological process (GO): regulation of DNA-templated transcription
Molecular function (GO): sequence-specific DNA binding; DNA-binding transcription factor activity
Source: RefSeq, a predicted model, not a curated record